UCGCUUUAAGGGGUGCGGCGACGACGAUGCUCUGUUGGCGAGGAAGUGCAUUCUGUUACAUGCAGAAGGACCGUGGCAGAAGACGGAUGGAAAUGAUGUAGCUAGGUCUGAUUGUGAAAACGUAACAUACAGUUACCGAGCACAGGCUUGUUAUCGGAUAAACAACAUCUAACCCUCACAGAUUUGUAACGAAGACUUGUAAUUGGCCUGAAGAGGCUGAGCGAGUGCAGAGCGAGAGAAAACGAAAAGCGAGAGAGACAGAGGGGGAGUCGGUGAGCGAGACCGAAAGAGAGGGAGAACCAAACCCAGCAAACAGAGAGACGCCACUGCAUCAGUCAUCUUUUCAUCCUGCUGAAGGAGAGACAAACAGCCACAGCUCUUCUCCUGGGGAAGUGCGUUGGGCAUCAGCAGCGGGGUGCAGCAGGGCACUUCGACCGAGUGGGAGCGGGUGCAGGUGCGAUCCGGCGUUGGGCACCAUGCUCUGGGCGUGAGCGCGGUGGCUGCAGUGGUGGCGGCGGUAGCAGUGGCGAGAGGAGAGGCCAUCGGACGCGGCGCCUUGUGGGAGGCGAGGGGGGCCACCAGGCGGCGGCAGCGACCAUGAAGCUCAAACAGCGUGUGGUGCUACUCUGUGCCUUGCUGCUCCUGCUGGGCCUGGCCAAGGUUUUCCUGCUGGAUGGCGGCGAGGGUUCGGCCGCCAGCCGCCGUGACCUGCGCGCCUUUCGCAAGAUGGAGGCCAGCCUGGCGUUGGCGCGCGGAGCCCGGCUCACGCACACACUCCAGUCACCCUGGGAGGUGGCAGCGCAGUGGGUAGGGCCGCGCGAGGUCUAUCCGGACGAGACGCCCGAGCUGGCGGCGGUGCUCAACGCCCUGAGCACUUCGCGCCUGGAGCGGGCCGACGUGGGCUACAAGGGCACCCAGCUCAAAGCCCUGCUGGUGCUGGAUGGUGGCCAGAAAGUGGUGUUCAAGCCCAAGAGGUACAGCAGAGAUUAUGUUGUGGAAGGAGAGCCUUAUGCUGGCUAUGAUAGACAUAAUGCAGAAGUGGCUGCCUUUCAUCUGGACAGGAUCCUGGGAUUCCGAAGAGCACCCCUGGUGGUGGGGAGGUUUGUGAACCUGCGCACAGAAAUCAAACCCGUGGCUACCGACCAGCUCCUCAGCACCUUCCUCAUGCAAGGGAAUAACACAUGCUUCUAUGGGAAGUGUUACUACUGCCGGGAGAGUGAGCCGGCGUGUGCCGAGGGGGAGGUGAUGGAGGGCUCCGUGACGCUUUGGCUCCCGGACGUGUGGCCCCUGCAGAAGCACCGCCAUCCCUGGGGCCGCACUUACCGCGAGGGCAAGCUUGCCAGGUGGGAGUAUGACGAAAGCUACUGCGAGGCGGUGAAGAAGAUGCCCCCGUAUGACGCCGGACCGCGGCUCCUGGAUGUCAUUGACACGGCCAUCUUUGAUUACCUGAUUGGCAACGCCGACCGCCACCACUACGAGAGUUUUCAAGACGACGGCGGCGCCAGCAUGCUCAUUCUGCUGGACAACGCUAAGAGUUUUGGAAAUGCUGCCAUGGACGAGAGAAGCAUCUUGGCCCCACUGUAUCAGUGUUGCAUGGUGCGCGUGUCCACGUGGAACAGGCUGAACCUGCUGCAGGGCAGGGCCCUGAGCGCGGCAAUGCGCCAGGCCACAGCGCACGACCCCAUCGCACCUGUGCUGGCCGAGCCCCACCUUGCCGCCCUGGACCGCCGCCUUGGGGCCGUCAUCGCCACCGUACGGCAGUGCAUGGAGACGCAGGGCCCCGACAACACGCUCAUCGAGGAUCGCAUGAAUCUGCCACACCCUUAGAGGGGAUGAGGAGGAGAUGGGCGGAUGUGGGGAGGGGUCAGGAGCGAAGGGGGGCAGUGAAGUAUUUUUAGGACCAAAGGGAGUGAAUGAACGUGUCGGCGCUGGUGCCCAGCAUACAACUGUAUAGACCCUCGACGGCUCGUAGUAGCGGAUUCCCUGUUGGCAGGAAGCAAGUUCCUAGGACUCCAACAUGGAGUGGACGAUCUCGCACCCUUCGGUGUCUGUUACCUAGGAGACCACCCAUGCCACCCAUCGGACGGUGAAAACAGACACCGCACAGUUCUGCUGGUGUCAGCACAGUGCUGCUGUGAAUUCUGCUCACUGUCUUUCCCCUGUUAUCUCUCUCUCUCUCUCUCUCUCUCUCUCUCUCUUGCUGUUUCUCUCUCAAAAUCUUCUCACCAGGCGGAAGUAGGUGCCAAACACUAAUUAAGUAGGAUUCUCAAGAAUCGACUCGUCCCAUGGCCAUAAGAUGAUACUGAGACUCAGGACAUUUGUUUAACAGAGGGGUGUGUCUCUGUCUGUCUGUGCGUGCAUUUGUGUGUGUAUGUGUGUGUGUGUGUUUGUGUGUUCAUGAAGAGGUACAUCUCUAACAGAACAAAGUUCAACUUGAACCUCUGACCUACAGUGACCCCAGUUCAAGGACACUCCUGGGAUGUGGCACCAACUAAAUAAUGGCCGAGGAGUAAGAGAAAUCCUCUCUCUUUGGCCGUGCUCCCACACACUACUGUACAUAUGCAAAAAAAACUACUUGUUGAGAGAUGAUAACAAUGACAACGAUUUAAUUAUAUUAUUAAAGUAAGGACCAUACAUGGAUUAUAAUAUUUAAAAGAAGAGAAUCCCUAAUUUAGCUGUGAGGUGUAAAUGCUGAGCUGUAUAUAUUGGGAUUCCCGCGGUGGGUGGGGUGGCAGUUGAGUUAUGCUACUGAUGUUUUGGAGAGGGGGUGGGUGGAAUAUUGAAUGAGGGAAAGGAACAAUUGGAGAGACAUAAGGGCUGGUCAGACCUUUUCAUCAUUCACAAAUAAAAAAAAAACAAUAUUUAAAUACUAUGUUGUGCUUUGUUCAUCACUACAGCUGUGACUUCCUGUGUAUACUAGUUGUACACUUUGGGUUAUUCCAGCAGACUGCAUUUCUGUGAAAUUCGUUGAACUUUGAUGGCCUUGAAGGGCAGGCAAUAAACAGUUGUUUGAUUACUA
Molecule: messenger RNA, 3019 nt
Organism: Alosa sapidissima (American shad)
Lineage: Eukaryota; Metazoa; Chordata; Actinopteri; Clupeiformes; Clupeidae
Gene: fam20b
Product: FAM20B glycosaminoglycan xylosylkinase
Exons: 10
Coding region: 598-1827 (409 amino acids)
Biological process (GO): protein phosphorylation
Cellular component (GO): Golgi apparatus
Molecular function (GO): phosphotransferase activity, alcohol group as acceptor
Source: RefSeq, a predicted model, not a curated record